Messenger RNA from Aptenodytes forsteri (emperor penguin), 3506 nucleotides. RefSeq names its product exonuclease 3'-5' domain containing 3 (gene EXD3). Bases 75 to 2474 code for a protein of 799 amino acids. NCBI's taxonomy places the organism in Eukaryota, Metazoa, Chordata, Aves, Sphenisciformes, Spheniscidae. The transcript has 19 exons. Gene Ontology annotation, biological process: nucleobase-containing compound metabolic process. Gene Ontology annotation, molecular function: 3'-5' exonuclease activity; nucleic acid binding. The record is from RefSeq and is a predicted model, not a curated record.
AAGAGCUUGGGCUACCAACUCUGAGCUGUAGACCACUAAGCUCAGCAUCCUGAUUUGGUGCCACCUUUGGGAGGAUGAAUCAGGACAGUGACUCAAGUGAUCAGCCCACUGGCCAAGACCCACUCCUAUUGCUGAAAACCCUUCAGCUUCUCUGGACAAAGAAAGAGAUGAAGAAGCAGCUCAAGGAAGAAAUCAGGCGGGGCUUUGCAGGACUGGAGGACCCAUUGGCAGGACUCCUGGACAUGCUGGAGAGCAGCAGUGAUUGGAAGGGGAAAGGGCAUUCCCUCGGGUAUUACAUCACCACUGAGUUGCAGCUUUGGAUAGAAGAGCAUCCUGCUGUUCAACAGUCUGGCAUCAAGCUGAAGAAGCUGCAGGCCCGUGUACUCAGAAUACUAGCCCAGUGCCCAGCUAAUCUUCUUGACCCUCUGAUUAGCAUUUACCAGCUCCAUACAGCAGACCGGAACUAUUUGCUUGAACAUGUCAGUCAUCUUUAUCACAAGGGCGAUUACAAAGAGGCAGCCAUACUGAGUAUUAAGCUAAAAUUACAGCCAGAUCAAGAUGUGGAGAAGAUGUGUACGCCGCUACUGCUCCAAGAUAAAACUAACUUGGUGGAAGAUUAUGUGGGAGAAUAUCCUGAGCUCCAGAGCAAGCUCUUGCAGAUCCUGGACACGUGGUGUGAACCUGGUUUUAAUAUCAGAGACAUCACAAGACAAUAUCAAGGCCUGUCCAGGUACAAACCAGAUAAAUUUAACCGCAAAAUGCUAAGCAAGCUGGUCUUCAGGCUCCUAGACCGAUUUAAUGUAGAUCCAGCUCUCUGCCCUAAUGUCAUAAAUCAGCGGCACUUGAGAACUCUGCAUUACCUCUUUUACAAGAGAUUUGUUGAGAAAACCAUGACUCAGGAGAAUUGGACAGAUCACGUUCAGAGCACAGUUGGAGAGAAUCGAUGGCUUCAAGGGCACCUGAUACAGUUACUAAUCAGUUACUGUGAUUUGAACACAGCGGCAAGGUGGGCGCAACGCUGCAAUUUGCCCAAGGAGAUGCUACCUUAUGGAGUGGCUGAUGAGCUUCAAAAGCUUCAGAUCCAAGAGCGGGUAGAAGAUGCCGCAAAAGCAGACAAUUAUGAAGAGAGUAAGAAGAAGGACUAUUACCAGCUUCCAAUUCCACGGGCAAACAUUCACUUCCUGCAGACAUGGGAAGAGACACUGCAGUGCUGGGAAAAGGUGCUGCAGCCUGGGCAGGUUGUUGGCAUUGACAUGGAGUGGAGGCCUUCAUUCGGCAUGGUCGGGAAGCCCCGUGUUUCCCUCCUUCAAAUCGCUCUGAAGGAUGAGGUGUUCCUGCUUGACUUGCCACGGCUCCUCGAGCAAGCUGAGACGGAGGGUGAGAAGGAGAAGCUUCCCCAUUUCAUCCAGAUGCUCUAUUCAGAUGCAGCCAUCACUAAACUAGGUUAUGGGACAUCUGGAGACCUUAGCAGCCUUGCAGCCACAUGGUCUGCUUUGAAAGGCAUGGAUAAGCAAGCACAAGGUGUGGUGGACCUACUCACAGUAGACAAACAACUGCAGAAGAGCUCCAUUGACUGGAAGAAGGGUGGCCGGAAGGUCGAUGUACUGUCCUCGGAGCAGAGCUACAAGGAUAGAGGGUUCAGGCAGCCGGAGAAAGGACUCAGCCUCUUGGUGCAACAUGUGCUGGGGAAACCUCUAGAUAAAACAGAGCAGCUGUCUAACUGGGAGAAACGGCCUCUCCGGGAGGAACAGAUCCUCUAUGCAGCUUCAGAUGCAUACUGUUUGCUGGAGAUCUACGAGAAACUCUGUAAGGAUCCAGCAAGCUUUGGUCUGAGUUCAGACCUGACUAAGAGUCUGGUGGGAAAACCAAGCAUAAAACCCAGGGCAAAGAAGCAGCUGAAUAAACAAGAAGUACCCUCACCUUCUGGACAGCAAUGCACAGGAUCCAAAAAGGAGAACUUGUGUCCCCCUGCUCCCAUCUCCCCAAAGGAGUUCAGUGUGGUCUGCGAUAACAUGCUGCAAGGCCUUGGGCGCUAUCUUCGCUGCCUUGGUGUAGAUGUCCGGAUGCUGGAGAAUGAGGAUGACCAUAGGAAAGCUGCUGAGAUUGCCCGACAGGAAGGAAGAGUCAUUUUAACCUCUGGACUCCCAUAUCAGACUCUGCAGUCCCAGGUAGCAGAAGGAAGGUGUUUCUCUGUGAACUGCUCAGAAAAGGCAAAAGAACAGGCCCUGCAGGUUCUGAAGCACUUCAACGUUCAAGUAUCCCUGGCGGAUAUCUUCAGCCGCUGCCAGUCCCAGGAAGCCUGGCGUGCCCCAGGAUGCGAACGGCGUGCAGCUGGGAGAGCCACUUGCGAAACAAGCUCGUGUCCUCAGCCCGGCUCCGCGGGGGCGAGUGCCCCAUUGCACAGACACGGAAAUCCCAGUGAGGAGAAACAGAGCAGCUCUCGAGGGGUCGCCGGGCUGUGCCCUUCUCGCUGAGGUUGGUUCCUGACGUGAAAUAAUGUGGGCAUAUGUUCAGUGUGACAGUGUCGGAAAAUGAUACGGAGACUGUCAAGACCGAAUUCCUGUGCUGUUCCUAGAGCUUGAGAUUUUUUCCUUUGUGCUUGCGUUCAGCUCUAGGAUUCAUUCUCCUCUUUCGUAUUAAUGCAUUUGUGGUAACAUGAAGAAGUGUUGAUCUGGGGAGAAAAAGCAAGUGGUCACUGCUGUGAAAAAUACUUAUCACUGAUUCUGGUGCCUAAAUUCUCUGGGCUGGUGUUUUCCAAGGACUUGCAGAGUUAGAUACCCACAUGUACUGAAUGUCUGUCAAACACCAGCUGCCAAAAUCUCCCGAGUUUCAUUCAAAAUGCCAGAUUAAUUGAUUUAUUUAGAUUCAUAAACAUCAGUAGAGAGCAGGAGGCUCUGACCCAAUGAGAAACUGUGGAUAUGGCUGUGAACAGCAGGCUAAUGAAGAUGAAAAACCUCCCCUGUCCAGAGUAAUCCAAACACAGUCUUACAUGUGAGUCUGUUGGCCCAAGUGCAGCUGUUUGUCUUUUCAGUAAUCUGAAGCCGGAGCAGUACCCUGAGAAGCAAAGGGGACAGUGACUGUUUGUACGUAGCAGAGGUCAGUUGUGCUGCUGCCUAAACCGAACAGCUUCCCGUGGCGGAGGUGAACUUCGUGGCACGACGGUGCCACCACGGCUCCGGGGACGUGCUCCUGCUGGCCUAGCCUGGCUUCCCGGCUCCGUUGGACCAAAAGAGAGCAAGAAACUCAACGUCUUCCCUUUGGAGGGAAGCUGGAAAAUCUUCUCUGUAUUUAAAGUUCCCAUGGCUGCAGUUUGAAUUUGGCACACAGUUGGCCACGGGGUUAUCUGAGGUCAUGUACUCAAAUAGUUGUAGAUAAAACAAGGGCCUGUUUGGAUUGGAAAUCUCCAGAGGGCUUUUCCUUUGCGCGCGGGUAAUGAUAUUGCAAGAGGACAUGAGCCAAAAUAAAGAUUCGGCUCCGUAUGCAGUAGCUCAGUAAAAUAAAAUGAG